Molecule: messenger RNA, 792 nt
Organism: Metarhizium robertsii ARSEF 23
Lineage: Eukaryota; Fungi; Ascomycota; Sordariomycetes; Hypocreales; Clavicipitaceae
Exons: 2
Coding region: 1-792 (263 amino acids)
Source: RefSeq, a predicted model, not a curated record
AUGGCGGAGGCUGAGUUCCAGAGUGGUAGCCAAGAGCCUGUCUCGCCAAUGGGUUUCCUCGUCGGGGCGACAGACGAAAGCAAAGCCGGCAACGGCAUCAAUAUGUUGCCUCCCUUUGCCCGCUGCGUCGUUGUGGCUAAUUUGUUCGCACGCUGCAUGACACAUGGCAAGCUAGGUAUGCAAUCUACGCCCAUAUCUGCACCAGAUUCGCAAGACUUUUGGCAGAGACACCAGUGGCUUGCAUCAGCGGCCGCGAAGGCGUGCGAAACCGAGGAGUCACGAUGUGACCCAAUGCUGGUAUUCACUCGCAUCUUGGGUUACAGCGUGUGUCUGUCCCUAUGCAGCAUAGCAAAUGCCACAUCUUGGCAGACGCUGGAUCACCACCUGAUGGCAAUGGCGUGCAAACCGGCAGGGCACCAAGCCGCUUCCGAAGUAGUUGGCAUCAUUAAAACUGCUCCGCGUAUUGCAUUCUUCAAGGUAUUUUGUGCCCGUGUAUACCUGACACUCGCCAGGCUUGCUGUGGAUAUGCACCCUUUCUUCCCAAACGCCAUCGCCCUGGUGGCAAGGUUUCUCAAUGCCGAAGUCCCUUAUUCACCUUCAACUCGAAGUACAGUGGGUGCAGUCCAGGGAAGACAAGAUGCCGUCAAUGACUUGCGCAGCGCACUCCGACGCAUAAGUCAAGUGAACAAGUUGGCUGCAGAACUAUUGUACAAACUGAAAUUGGACAUGGGACAGGCAAUGAAUAAUCACAAUGCGAGUCAAUUGGACCAGACAGGCGAUACAUGGACGUGA